This is a messenger RNA of Amyelois transitella, 1728 nucleotides long. Its product is annotated as piggyBac transposable element-derived protein 3-like. The record is from RefSeq and is a predicted model, not a curated record. NCBI's taxonomy places the organism in Eukaryota, Metazoa, Arthropoda, Insecta, Lepidoptera, Pyralidae. The transcript is spliced from 3 exons. The coding region runs from base 1 to 1728 and encodes 575 amino acids.
AUGGCAAGAGAUUUAGUGUUAGAUCAUAUGAAAACCCGAGCAUAUAAUGAAAGAUUGCCAAGGGAACUGCGCAUGACUAUCACUAGGGUGUUAGAAAUAGUUCAAAGGAUUGUGGAAGAGUCUAAUUUGUAUUCCGUUCAAAAAAAUGUGACUAAACCAUUAAAUUUAUCUGAAACUGAGCUAAUAAAGUUUAUGGCGAUACUGAUAUACAUGUCUGUUAUAAAAUAUCCCAAUGUACGGCUAUACUGGUCAAAUACUGUAGGUUUUCAACCAAUCAAGGACAUAAUGACUGUCAACCGAUUUGAGACUAUUCGUCGAUUUCUACAUUUCAACAAUAACGAGAAACAUUUACCCAAGGAACACCCACAACAUGAUAGGCUCCAUAAGAUAAGGCCUAUAAUUAGCCAUCUAAAUGAGAAAUUUGCUUUAGUUCCUAUGGAACAAAAACUCUCAAUUGAUGAACAGAUGUGUGCCACAAAAGUGGCACACUUCAUGAAGCAGUAUUUACCUAAUAAGCCCCAUAAGUGGGGGUUUAAAUUAUAUGUGAUGUGCAGCGUGAAAGGUUAUGCUCAUAAAUUUGAAAUAUAUACUGGCCAAGAGAAUGAACGGCUUCCAGAUGAACCAGAUUUUGGGCCAGUGGGAAAUGUUGUAGUCCGGCUUGCUAGAGGUGUCCCAAGCCAUAUAAAUCAUAUAAUUUAUUUUGAUAAUUUUUACACCUCUGUACCUUUAGUUACCUAUCUUGCCAAACAAGGAAUCUAUAGCCUAGGUACUGUGCAAUCUAACAGGCUAGUGAACUGUAAACUGCCGGACAAAAAAACAAUGAUGAAGAAAUCUGUUCCUCGUGGAACUUAUGAAGAGCAGAUGACUGAAUUUGACGGUAUUGAUUUGACAGCAGUUACUUGGAAGAACAAUAAAGUUGUAACUUUUCUAUCUUCAUAUGUUGGAGCUGAACCUGUGGGCCAAGUAGAAAGAUUUGACAAGGCAAAUAAGACUAGAAUUAAAAUUUCAUGCCCACAUAUAAUAAAGGAAUAUAAUGCCCAUAUGGGCGGAGUGGACCUAAUGGAUAGCUUUUUUGGGAGGUACCGAAUUGCAAUGAGAAGCCGAAAGUGGUAUCUUCGUAUCUUAUACCACUUAUUGGACAUGACGGUAAUAAAUUCUUGGCUUGUGUAUAAAAAUUUAAAAACAACUGAAGCCAAUUCAUCAGUUCUAAACCUAUGUAACUAUAGACUGGAACUAGCUGAGGUAUUAGCCAAAGUAAAUAACUCAUUUGAACUCUGCAACAAAAGAGGAAUGCCAAGUACCAGCAACAGUGUUGAAAUGGAAAUACAAGCAAAAAAAAGGAGAGGACCAGCUCAACAUAUUCCUCCUAAGGACAUAAGGACUGAUAAUGUUGGUCACUGGCCUGCAAAACAAGCAGACUCGUUCAAGAAGUAUCUUCGUCCAAAUCUUCAAGAACCGCAACCAUCAGGCAACAAUACAAAUGAUGAUUUGGGAGAAGACAUAAAAAAUCCCACCACAGGAAGCUGUAUGACAGAAGGUCCCGUUUUAUUUUCAGCAAAAGAAAAUAUUCCACAACACAGUGAAAUAACCAAACAACCACAACCAGGCAAAAGUACAAAUGAUGAUAUGGGAGAAGACACUAAUAAUCCUCCCAUAGAAAGUUGUCCCAUUUUAAACUUCAGUGACCCAACAACAUGCAACAACUGCAACAUGGGAUGUCUCUACUGA